Messenger RNA from Cololabis saira (Pacific saury), 2724 nucleotides. RefSeq names its product transcription factor AP-2 delta (activating enhancer binding protein 2 delta) (gene tfap2d). The record is from RefSeq and is a predicted model, not a curated record. NCBI's taxonomy places the organism in Eukaryota, Metazoa, Chordata, Actinopteri, Beloniformes, Belonidae. Gene Ontology annotation, biological process: anatomical structure development; regulation of transcription by RNA polymerase II; regulation of cell population proliferation. Bases 153 to 1529 code for a protein of 458 amino acids. Gene Ontology annotation, cellular component: nucleus. The transcript is spliced from 8 exons. Gene Ontology annotation, molecular function: RNA polymerase II transcription regulatory region sequence-specific DNA binding; DNA-binding transcription factor activity, RNA polymerase II-specific.
CGUUCCGCCAGCUUUCUGCCGUUACACCGCGCGCGCGAGGGGGGACUUUUCCAUUUCUCUCGCUCUUUUGCGGAUUUUAAGGCAUUUUUAUUACAAUUCGAUCAGGCCAGAGAGGAGAGGAAAAAAAUACGGGUUACUUUGGAGAAAGCACAAUGUCAGCGACCUUCCCCGGACUUGUCCACGACGCAGAGAUACGCCACGACGGUUCGAACAGCUACCGGCUGAUGCAGCUGGGUUGCCUAGAGUCCGUGGCCAACUCGUCGGUCGCCUACUCCUCCUCCUCGCCGCUCACCUACCCGGCGCCGGCGGGGACGGAGUUCGCGUCGCCUUACUUCUCGGCCAACCACCAGUACACGCCGCUGCACCACCAGUCCUUCCACUACGAGUUCCAGCACUCGCACCCGGCCGUGGCCCCGGAGGCCUACGGGCUGAACUCGCUGCACUCGGGCCAGUACUACCAGCAGAUCCACCACGGGGAGCCCGCAGACUUCAUCAACCUGCACAGCGCGCGCUCCGCGCUCAAGUCUUCGUGCCUGGACGAGCAGCAGCGGCGGGAGCUGGGCUGCCUGGACGCCUACCGCCGCCAUGACCUGUCCCUCAUGACCUCGCACGGCUCGCAGGCCUACGGCGUGGGCAUGCACCACGCGGACCAGAGGCUGCUGCCGGCCGGCGGCCUGGGGCUGGCCGCGCCCGCGGGGGACGACCUGCAGGGCUCCGUGGAAGCGCAGUGUGGGCUCGUGCUGAAUGGCCAAGGGGGCGUCAUCCGGAGAGGAGGAACAUGUGUUGUGAAUCCCACAGACCUGUUCUGCUCAGUACCGGGCCGGCUUUCGCUGCUCAGCUCCACCUCGAAGUACAAAGUCACCAUUGCUGAGGUGAAAAGACGACUGUCCCCACCAGAGUGCCUCAACGCCUCCUUACUUGGCGGCAUACUGCGCAGAGCAAAGUCUAAGAAUGGAGGUCGGUGUCUUCGUGAGAAAUUAGACCGUCUAGGCCUGAACCUGCCAGCAGGAAGGAGAAAAGCUGCCAACGUGACACUCCUCACAUCCUUGGUGGAAGGUGAGGCGCUCCACCUGGCCAGGGACUUUGGCUACACCUGCGAGACAGAGUUUCCCAGUAAGGCAGUGGGGGAACAUUUGGCGAGGCAGCACAGUGAGCCGAAAGAAACGAGUGCACGCAAGAAAAUGGUUCUGGCUACAAAGCAAAUCUGCAAGGAGUUCCAGGACUUAUUGAGCCAAGAUCGCUCUCCUUUGGGCUCCUCCAGACCGACGCCCAUUCUGGACUUGGAUAUCCAGAGACACCUCACACACUUCAGUCUGAUCACUCAUGGGUUCGGCACACCUGCAGUCUGCGCAGCUCUCAGCACCUUCCAGACCGUCCUGAGCGAGAUGCUCAACUACCUGGACAAAACCUCGAGCGGGAAAACGAGCGGACCCAAUGACCAGCAGAUCAAUAACAGUUCAGAAAAGACACAGCUCCGGAAAACAGCUGAAUCCCAGAGCAAAGACGGGAAGUCAGAAAAGACUGAGUAGCUGCCCCCAUCCACCUGGUCCCCGUGCCUUGGAGCAUUUCGGAGUGUGUGUGUGUGUGUGUGUGUGUGUGUGUGUGUGUGUGUGUGUGUGUGUGUGUGUGUGUGUGUGUGUGUGUGUGUGUGUGUGUGUGUGUGUGUGUGUGUGUGUGUGUGUGUGUGUGUGUGUGUGUGUGUGCAUCCUCAUUUUGGAUUUGUUCAAUCCCGAGCAUUAGCAUAUUUUCUUUGGGACAUAUUUAUUGUUAUUUAUUUAUAUUCUGGUUACGUGUAUCUGACUGAACUGUCCCCAACAAGACAUCUGGAUGUAUGAGUGAACAUGAGACGUCCCAUCACCAUGACAACGAGGAGGGUCACCAUGGACACCGCUGCAGCUCAUCCUGGAAUUUGGUUCAUUUCUUCCGAAAGCAUCCCAGUUUUCCGAGACCGGGUUGUGAACUGGACGUUCAGCGACAGAAGUUUGGGGUUUGGGGUGAUUUAAUCACAAUCUAAUAAAGUUCAGGUGUGGACAUUCAAAAAAAAAAAAAAGUACAACAUGAAACUGAAUUUUUCCUCACUUUUAUUACAUUUUAAGUUUGAUGACAAACAUUGGCUAAGAUGAAAUAAUUGACCUUUCCAGGCAAACGACAACCCCCCUCUGGUGUACCUGUGAGAACACUUCAGCCACACCGAGCCAGCAUAUUUUUAUCAUUAUUAUUUCUGUUAAUGGGGUGCAGUCAUUGCCAUAGCAACCUGGGUGUUUACCAUGUGGAUGACGGAGAAAACAAGACUGUUUCUGAUGUAGCCUGUGUGUGUGUGUGUGUGUGUGUGUGUGUGUGUGUGUGUGUGUGUGUGUGUGUGUGUGUGUGUGUGUGUGUGUGUGUGUGUGUGUGUGUGUGUGUGUGUGUGUGUGUGUGUGUGUGUGUGAGAGAGAGAGAGAGAGAGAAAGGGGGUGAAAGCAUGAGAGAAGGGUCCAACUCAGCCAUUUUGUAAGAGGUAACUUUGCGGUUACCAUCGUUACUCUUCCCUGUGCAUGUCUAUCUUUGUACACUCCCCAGAUUGCAAAUUUAGCCAACACGAGCUCUCCAACUCGCUCAUGAACAUUUGUAAAGAUAUAUAUAAAUAUUUAAAUUACUUUUCUUGUAGCCUUUCAACUAUGUAUAUGUUAAAUCCCUACCUUCUAAAAUGCCGGUGUUCAAUAAAGACAGUUGCUAUGUGUUCUA